AUGUUGGGGACCACAGCAGAUCAGCUGUUUCCUCCUCCACCCCCGUGUGAGCAGCUGGCUGCGUCCGGCCCCACCGCACCCGGCUGGGAGGAGAGCGGAGCCCCCACUGUACCCCCCGGAUCUGUGGGGGGGCCCCCCAGGAGCUGCCGGAGGAGCAGAGCGAACGUGACUCUGGAUCCAGACACGGCCCAUCCCAUCCUCCUCGUGUCUGAGGACAGGAAAAGUGUGAGACGAGCAGACACGUUGCAGGACCUGCCUGACACGCCGGAGAGAUUCGACACAAGUCACUGUGUGCUGGGCUCUGAGGGGUUCACCUCGGGGCGACAUUACUGGGAGGUGGAGGUGGGGAAUGGGAAGUACUGGGCUGUGGGGGUGGCCAGAGAGUCUGUGAGGAGGAAGGGACGGAUCAGCCCUCGCCCUGAGGAGGGGAUCUGGGCUAUGGGGAUACACGGGUGUAGGGGACAGUGUAAUGUAUACUAUGGUUUCUCCACCACUGGCAUCCGUUUGAUCUCGAGUGAGACCAUACAGAGGAUAGGGGUUUCCCUAUAUUACGAAGUGGGGGAGGUGGCAUUUUUGGAUGCUGAUUGGAAGUCCCUGUUGUUCUCCCUCCCUCCGGCCUCUUUCCAUGGGGAGAGGGUCCUCCCUUACUUCUGGGUGCAAGGAUCCCUGCUCAGACAGUGUUCUUGAGACAAGGGGGUGGGGAGACGGAGAGUGUCCCCCUGGGAAUGAGAAAACGGGUUUCUCUAGCCUCCGACAUCCCAACCCCCGUGGCCCCGGAGGGCUCCCAUCUCUCCGAGCCCCUGGACCUCUCCUCUCCCCGAAGGAGCAAUGCUCAGCGUGCCCAUAAAGAGCCAGCUGGGACCUGGCCAGAGAAUCUUAUCACAGCGGCUGUCCCCCGGCCCGUUUCCCACUGUGCUUGGUGCCUCUGGAGGCUGCCCAGGCUUGGAACCAGCACCCCAGUCGGUCCAGCGCUGCCCAGGAGCGGCCACACCUGGCACGGGGCCCCCCUUAAAUCUUUGGGCCACGGAGCCCCUGGCUGGGUGACUUCUGUGGGGGAGGAGUUUGGGGGUUGGAGGCAGAGUUUUGUAAGGGGCUGCCAGAGGGCCAGCUGCUGGGUUUCUGUGAUGGGAUUUUCCAAUGCACCCAAAUCCCCUUGUAAUUCCCUGCGUGGGGUCCCUCCCUGCGACUCUGUUGGAAAUCCCAGCUGGGCAGUGUGAGCUCUUCUCCGCGUUCAGAGCAAGCUGGAUAAAGAUCACACCGUACGACAUCCUUGGGUUUUAUGCCAUUGGCGGCUGGCUCGUUAACCUCCUGCUCGCUCACCAAACCCUCCUUGCCAUGGGGCUUCGUGGGGCUGGAUGGCCACGGUUUAGCCGAUGCCUUUUCAGUGGCAACGGGCCCUUGUGCCUGGCUACUAACCACCCCGUGGCAUCUCCAGGAGAAGGAGGGGGCCUGAUUCUUAGUCACACAAAUGCCUCUGACACCACUUGGGCAGGGCAAAACGUCCUUUACUGUAUUAGAAUGUAAGAACGGCCGUACCAGGUCA
Messenger RNA from Gopherus evgoodei (Goodes thornscrub tortoise), 1543 nucleotides. Its product is annotated as butyrophilin subfamily 3 member A3-like. NCBI's taxonomy places the organism in Eukaryota, Metazoa, Chordata, Testudines, Testudinidae. The record is from RefSeq and is a predicted model, not a curated record. Bases 1 to 687 code for a protein of 228 amino acids. Gene Ontology annotation, molecular function: protein binding. The transcript has 3 exons.